AAAACCUGUGCCUCUAAUAUUGGAUCAGGAAUAUGUGAACUUGAAGAAUCAAAUAAUUAAGGCAGAAAGAAGAGUGUUGAAGGAGUUGGGAUUUUGUGUUCACGUGAAGCACCCUCAUAAGGUUUGUAUUUUCUAAAUUCACUCCAUAACCAAGGUUUUGUGUUCUGUAAAGCUCUGAGGAGGCUGCCUGGAAGCUCUGUGGACUGCACAUGAUGAUCAGUGAACUCAGUGAGAUUUAGUUUCUUACCAUCCUGAUGUUUUCUUUCUCAUUUAAGAGACUCUUACUAAUUGCUCUCGUAUCACUGCUGGGUGACGGCGAGGUGGCUGCAGGUGCUCAUUAUUCCUGGAAGGCAAAUUGGAUCAGUAGGUAGCUGUGGUGGUAGAAAACAUCACCUCAAUUUAGAUUCCCCCAAGCAGGGAGCAAUUUGGAGGCCUGGGGUUGUCCUGGUCACUCGUGCUGAGGUAUUAAAGAUCUCUGAGCCAGUUUGGAGUGUGUUAAAGCCAUGCUCAGGCUGGGCUAGAACUGAGGCAAGGCUCAAAUAAAAGUAACAAGUGUCAGAGUGGGUGAUACUUGAAAGAUACAAUUUCCUCAAAUGUUUAAAUUGUGCUUUAGCUGGUAAAAGAACUUUGAUUUCUGUGCCAGCACAAUUGGGGAUCUUGCUCUUCUCUGCUCUAAAAACCUCCUGUUCAGAGCUGCCUUCUGAGCUUCUUGACAUUCAGAAUUUCCCGUUGUCACCCACCCCAGAGGGCAGCUGUAGCUUGUUAAUGGGGCGAAUUCUGCCAUUAUCCUUCCUCUCUGCAGCCUUGUUUUCCUUCCAAACUUGAGGAAAACCCUCAGAGCUGAACAAACCCUGGCACAGUGUUAGAUCUGUUCUCUGCAAGCACUGCCAGCUUCCCUCACUGCUGAUUGCACCAGCUAAAAAAGGAUUUGUGAGGUUUGUAGGAGAACAAAACCAACCCACAAAAUCCCUAAAUCAAAAUGCCUGAAUGAAAAUCCAUCCACAAAAUCCCUGAAUCAAAAUCCAUCACAAAAUACCCGAACCAAACCCAGGUGGAGACAAGGCCAGGACAGAAGGGCUCACAAGGUCAGAGCUGGUGUGGAUAAACACUGGGGAUGGUGCAAACCCUUGAUGUGUGGAGUGCUUUAGGCCUUGAAAGAGGAUCACAGAUGCCUCAUGGAUGUCCCUCUGCAGUGAGCAGGUGGCUCUCCAGAUGCUGGUUAAUAACUCAAUGACCCAUAUCUUCCAGAUAAUCGUUAUGUACCUUCAGGUAUUAGAAUGUGAACGUAACCAACACCUGGUCCAGACCUCAUGGGUAGCCUCUGAGGGUAAGUGACUAAGACUUCUCCUCUGCUGCCCAUGGUGCAGGGAUAGCUGCCGUCUUCAGUCAACCCAAAGCUCUCCCAAGAGAAGGCUGGCUCUAGACAGGUGGUAUAUACAUGAUAGUAGAGUAACUGGCCAACUGCUUCUUGUGCUUCUAUUUUUAUUUUUUAUUUUACUCUGCAUUUUUUUUUUGAUUGUUUGUAUAUUUGAUAACCUGAGCGUUCAAGUUCUGAAUUUAUUUUUUUUUAAAUUGUUCUAUUUCUCUUAACUGUUAUAAUGUGGUGUGUUUAUUAUAUGAUAAAGUGAAUUAAGGUGGGGUUUAAAGCUUUUAAAAGGGAUGAAUUAACAGCAGAAAAAUGAAUAGUUUGAAAGAUACAAUUAUCUGAAAUGUUUAAAUGAAAAUGUUUAAGUGAUAAAGCUAGUACAUGUGUGAAGCUUGGAGACCAAAUGUGAUAUUUAGAGACACUUCCCAGAAGCAUUGCAUGGAGCAGUGGAAUGGGAUUUUGGACUGCCAGAAUCUGCUGGUUAUGGAAGGAGGGGAGGGAGGGAAUUACCCCAGCUGGGAGAGGGGUCAGAUGUUCCAAUAACAUCUCUGUGCUCGUGUUUGUUGCUUCCAGUACCCAAGAACUGGUGGGUAUCCAGUAUGACUGGUUUUUGAAAUGUGCAUUUUUACAACAUGACCUUUUUCUUAAGCUAUUGUGACAAGGAUUCAUUUCCUCCUGUGUCUGGCUGAGCCCACAGGGAAAAUGUGCAGAGGCCAAGCUUGGAAGCUGGAAUGGUUCUCAGUUUGGCAAAUCAGAAAAAAACACUGUGGAGCUUCCAGAUGUUCAAAGUCAACCUUUCCUUUAUAAUUCCUUUGGCCAAAAGCUUUGUGCUCUCUUUGUAGGGGGUUUAGAAGUUCCUUUCUCCCAGAAAGAUGAGCUGAUGUUGCUUUUUUGGGGCAGCAGUUGCUGUUUGUGUAAACAAGAAUUGAGGACAGGUGGGAGUUGGAAACCCUGGGAUUCCAAUCCCUCCUCUCUGUCCUUGCAAACCUUGCAGGUGCCUGUGGUCUCUGCUUGGAUACCUUGGGGGUCAGUGAAUCCUUGUAUACUGGGUACCCACAUGGUUAAUUAUUAUUUAAAGUACUAUUUUAAGGACUUUUCUUAUGUCUGGUUUUAGUUUUUCUCAUCUGAUAUUUUAUUGACAUAUGUGCUCUCAAGUGUAGAUCUCCUAAAGCACAUCAGCUGAGAGAUUCACAGGAAUUUACUUUGUGUAUUUAAGAUUUAACAACAAAUAAUGCUUCAUUGUACUGACUGGAAUAUGUGCAAUAUUUUACAGUUUGCUCAUUCUGUGAAUAUUCAUUUUAAGCAACCUUACUGAAAUGGGACAAUUUGGAAACCUUAUUUCAUGUGCCACAGAGGAGAUCUGCCUGAAUUCUGACUGUUCUCCUGAACUGAUCUUCCCAAAUACCCUGAUUUCUCCUAUGGCUGACUUUGUGCAUCAAAAAGAAUUCUGUUCUGGAUGGAAAUGGACCCUGAAACCCCACUGGAAGUUGAGCUGUGCUGAAGAGGAUUUCAUUUCAUGGGAGAACUGCUCCAGGAGCUGCAGCUUUUGCCACACACCUGGUCCUGCCCUGUUGCAGGGGGACAUGUGAACCUAAAAUUCUAUUUCUGAGUAUUUCUGAGCACACUGAACUACAUGAACGACAGCCUGAGAACAGAUGUGUUUGUGAGGUUCCAGCCAGAGAGCAUUGCCUGUGCCUGCAUUUACCUGGCAGCCAGGACACUGGAGAUCCCUCUUCCAAAUCGCCCACAUUGGUUUUUACUGUUUGGAGCAACAGAGGAAGAAAUUCAAGAAAUCUGCUUAAAAAUCUUGCAGCUCUACACAAGGAAAAAGGUGGAUUUAUCUGAUCUGGAAAGUAAAAUAGAAAAGAAGAAAUUGGCCAUUGAAGAGGCAAAGGCACAAGCUAAAGGUCUGGUACCUGAGGGAGUUCCAAGCUUGGAUAACACAUCGGGAUUUUCCCCCAUCCCAAAAAAUGAGUCUCCAAAAGAGGUGAAAGGAAACAAACCCUCACCCCUACCUGUGCAGGCCAUGAAGAAUGCAAAAAGGAAAACAGAGGGAGCCAAGAGAACCAGCUCCAACAGCCCAGUAAAUGGUGUCCAGAAAGGAAGAGAGAGCAGGAGUCGAAGUGGAAGCAGAGAUCAGAGUUACUCAAGGUCCCCCUCGAGGUCUGCAUCCCCCAAGCACAGGAAGAGCGAGAGCUACUCCACGUCCAGCGGCUCCAAGUCGCAGAGCCGCUCUCGGAGCCGCAGCGAUUCCCCCCCGCGGCAGUUCAACCACGGCUCCGCCUACAAGGGCUCCAAGGGCCGCGGCUACAAGAAAUCCAAGGACUACAGCAAGUACCAGGGGGGGCACAAGGGCCGCAGGUCCCGCUCCAGGAGCUCCUCCCGCUCCCGCAGCCGCUCCCGCGAGCGCCCCGAGCACGCGGGCAAGUACAAGAAGAAGGGCCAGGGACACUACUACCGCAACCACCGGCACGAGAGAGCGCGCUCCUACGAGAGAGGGCACCGCUACGACAGGGACAGGGACAGGGAGAGGGACAGGGAGCACCCCGGGCACAGCCGGCACCGCCGCUGAGACGGACGGACGGACGGACAGAGAGCAGCCCGGGCACAGCCGGCACCGCCGGAGAGGGACAGACAGACGGAGCAGCCCGGGCACGGCCGGUGAGCCCCCGGGGCCGCUCCCGUGGGGUUCUCACUGGUGGGUCCUGAUGGGGUAGCUAAGGGAAUUCCUGCUGGUCAUCCCCUUCGGGGGCUCCUCCUGGGGGAAUUCCUGCUGGGGCUGCUUCCCAAGGGAAUUCCUGGGGCUGCUUCCCAAGGGAAUUCCUGCCAGUGAGCUCCUGAGCUGCUUCUGAGGGAGUUCCUGGUGGUUAGCCCUUCCUGGGCUGGUUCUCACUGGUGAGCCCUUCUUGGGCUGCUCCCGAGGGAAUUCCUGCUGGUGAGCCCCUGGGCUGCUUCCUGAAGGUCCUGCUGGGGCUGAUUCCCAAAGGAAUUCUCCUGGUGAGCCCACCAGGCUGCUUCCUGGAAUUCCCAGAGAGAAUUCCCUCUGGUGAGCUGGGUGCUUCCUGAGGGAAUUGCCUCUGGUGAUCUGGGGUUGCUUCCUGAUGGAAUUCUCUCUCUGGCACCCCGGGCACAGAGCUGGGAGCUGCUUCCCCAUGGAAUGCCCACCAGGGCUGCUCUCUGAGGGAUUUCCCUCCAGCACCCAGGCACAGUUGAUGAGAUGGGGCUGCUUCCCUUGGGAAUUCCCUCUGGCACCACUGGUGAACCAGCAGAGCUCGUUCCCCAUGGCUUGUGCAGGGUUAAUCUGGCUCCUGAGCCAGCAGUUUGUGCUCAUCCCUGAAGCCAAAGCAAAGCCUGGCAGGUGAUGUCAGCAGUGCCACUGUCACCCUCACAUGGGGCUCCUGUCCUGCUCCUCAGCAUUUCCAUCCCCAGGACAGCCCAUCCUUGGGGUGCUGUGCCCAGCAGCUCUUCCCUCUGGGGCUGGGAAGCUGCUCAGCCCCCCAGGAAUGGUUUGGUGCUACCAAUGCCCUCUUUCCAUGCUGGCUCGGUGAUGUUGUACAGGUGGGAGGUGAUUUUUUUUUUUUUUUUUUUUAGUCCUGUUGCCUAUAUUAGGUUUUCUGUGUAUAUAUAUAUAUAUAUAUAUAUAUAUUUUGCAGUGUUACAGUAUGGGAAAAUGGCCUUCCUAGCCUUUACACUUUACCCACAAUGUAAAUAAGCAUUUGUUUAAUACAGGUGAUGAUAUAUACAGAAAAAUUCAAAAACUUGAAUUCUAUCAAAAGAAAAAAAAAGACUUGUGUAGAAAAUUCUGAUAAAUGUGAAAGUAUUUAGCUCUGUGCAUUGAGAGUAGAAUAUUUUUAUCUGUGCAAUGCUGUGUGCAGGCCACCAGCUCAGAAGACAUUUCCUAUAUAUCCAUUUGAAGUGGUUGAAAAUUCUUGACUCAGGAUCUUUGAAGAAUUGGUAGUUUGUCAGUCUGCAUGCUUGAUGAACAGAGCAAUUAAAACUCCAAUUAGCAGAGCCCCACAGCCCAGUAGUAUCAGUUCUAGUGGUAUAUCUGAGCUGUUACUCUCAUGCUCCCUAAUUUCAUUAAAGUAUUUGAUUUUCUAUUA
This is a messenger RNA of Melospiza melodia melodia, 5469 nucleotides long. It is a transcript of the gene CCNL2, whose product is annotated as cyclin L2. The record is from RefSeq and is a predicted model, not a curated record. NCBI's taxonomy places the organism in Eukaryota, Metazoa, Chordata, Aves, Passeriformes, Passerellidae. Gene Ontology annotation, molecular function: cyclin-dependent protein serine/threonine kinase regulator activity. The transcript is spliced from 8 exons. Bases 3000 to 3938 code for a protein of 312 amino acids. Gene Ontology annotation, cellular component: nucleus. Gene Ontology annotation, biological process: regulation of transcription by RNA polymerase II.